AGUCAGACUUGCUCUGCAGUUGCAUUCUUGGUGUAUGUAAAGGGCUGAAGGGAACCGGAGAAGGCAAAUAUGUGUCUAACUCUCGGUUGUGGGCGAUAAUUUGUUUUUAAAGUGUAAACUGCUGCGUUGAAAUCGUAAAACCGAACAGGAAACUGUGUUGGAGCGGUGGUGCAGCAACUGCAACUUCUCCUCUUCCUCCUCCUCACUUCACUUAAUUUGCCUCAGCUGGGUGUGUGUGUAGUCAACUUUGUAAUUCACAAUGGCAGAGCCACCAUUCGCUGGCGAGGGGAGAGCGUACGCGGGUGACCAGCAUACGCGGGUGACCAGUCGCUCCAAACCAGGCUUUCUGGAGCGGCUGGGUGAGACGACUGGAGGAAUGGUGGUUGGACUCGGAAUAUUCUUCCUCUCCUUCUAUGUACUCUUCACCAACGAGGGUAGAGCUCUGCGCACGGCAGCAUCCCUGGAUGAGGGCUUGUCCCAGGUGAUCUCGCUCAGUCCUUACUCCAGCGCAUCACCCCAGUACCAUGGCAACCUGGUACACCUCACGUCCAAAUUACACACUGCACAGGCGCUGCAUGACCCCAACUACAGAAUUGCGCUGCAGGCCGUCAAGCUGAAGAGACAGGUGGAGAUGUACCAGUGGGUGGAAUACCAGGAGAGCAAGGAUUAUGUGGAGGAUGGGGAACAGAAGAGUGAGACGACAUACACCUACAACACUGAGUGGAAGUCCGAAGUAAUCAACAGCCGCAACUUUGACAAAGAAAUUGGGCACAUGAAUCCUAGUGCCAUGGCGGUGGAGAGUGUUACUGUGGUAGCACCGGAGGUCUGGGUGGGGCCCUUCUCCCUCUCCAAAGGUUUGGUAGACCAGAUAAACAACUUCCAAACUCUGAGUCUGGCAGGGCUACCCUGGUCUGCUGUCGACCCUUUCCUCUCUGUGGAUGGAGACUACUUUUACCACACGCAAAACCCUCGCCGCCCAGAAGUGGGCGAUGUCCGAGUGAGCUUCUCAUACGCUGGCCUCAGUGGAGAGGGGACUUGGCCUGGGCCUGCUAACACGGUGAGCAUUGUGGCUAUGCAGAAUGGUGAGCAGUUGGCUCCUUUUAAAACGAAAGCAGGCAACACUCUGGAGAUACUCUACAUGGAGGACCUCACUGCAGAGGAAGUGUUUGAGCGAGAGCAUCAGCACAACAGCAUGAUGACAUGGGCUCUCCGGGUCGGGGGAUGGGCACUCAUGUUCCUUGGAGUCAGCCUCACCGUACGCAUUGUAUACACGCUGGUGGACUGGUUGCCCAUAGUCAGAGAGCUGGUGUCUUUGGGCCUGAAGCUGUUCGCUCUGUGCGUGUCGAGCUCCUUGUCCCUGAUGACCAUCGCUGUGGGCUGGCUGUACUAUCGCCCUCUUGUGGCUGUGCUCAUAGCUGCACUGGCACUGCUGCCCAUCCUCCUCGCUCGCUCUCGCGCCCCCGCCAAGAAGCACCAAUGACCUCUGACCCGGGCGUUGCCAUGACACCAUCAUGACCUCAUCAACCGUAUUCUCACUGGAUGUUCUAGCUCUUUUUCUUUUGCUGUGAUGUCACAAUGCAGUUACUAUGCUCGUCACCAGAGCAAACAAGCUCUCAUUGACUCAGUCAGAAAGGAGUUUAUACUGUUGAAGUAUAUAGUUAAUAGGAACUAUACCGGUACGUGAGAAGGGUAGCCACCAAUGGCUUCGCCUGGACAAUUUAACUACUCUACAUGUCUGUGAAUCAGCAGGCUUUCCGCAGGUUUUUGAAAGUGUAAAAGACCGUUUUCUUACUCUUGUAUACAGCACCAUUCAUUUUCAGGGCUUUGCAUAUCAAGCAGAAUUCAUGUCUUCAUGUUAAAUGCCACAGUACUGAGUACUUUUUCAUGCACACCUUUUUGAAAGUCGCCCCGUUAAGCUGUCCUUUAUUAAUGUGAGUGGUACACUUCACACAACAGGCUCAAGCAAGGUGUACAUCCAAGCAACAACACUGGGCUAUGUUUGCAGGACUGUGAUCUUAUGUGUGGUGUGGUUGCAUAUGGUUGACGGAAGGAAUGGCACUCCUUCACGAAUUAAGUUUAAAAAAUCCUCAUCUUUGAAUGAAUGAAGUGUCUUGUUGCUCAGAGAUUGUGAAGACCAUCAGUACUGAACUUAUCAUCCUGAACUUUAUAUUGCCAAAGAAUAAAGAAGUUGGUACAAAGUCAAUUAUUGGUGCACUGAUUUAUAGCUAAACUUAUUUUAAUGUAUAUGACUUCACCUUUUAUAUUGCCAGCAUGUAUUGUUUGUGAACCAUGUUUGAAUUUUGAUGCCUGACACCUGUUUACUGUGUAAUAAAAAGGUAUUUUCUGA
This is a messenger RNA of Engraulis encrasicolus (European anchovy), 2347 nucleotides long. Its product is annotated as transmembrane protein 43. NCBI's taxonomy places the organism in Eukaryota, Metazoa, Chordata, Actinopteri, Clupeiformes, Engraulidae. The transcript is spliced from 12 exons. Gene Ontology annotation, biological process: lipid metabolic process; nuclear membrane organization. Gene Ontology annotation, cellular component: nuclear envelope; nuclear inner membrane. The coding region runs from base 260 to 1480 and encodes 406 amino acids. The record is from RefSeq and is a predicted model, not a curated record.